This is a messenger RNA of Chroicocephalus ridibundus (black-headed gull), 3525 nucleotides long. It is a transcript of the gene CYTH4, whose product is annotated as cytohesin 4. Gene Ontology annotation, molecular function: guanyl-nucleotide exchange factor activity. The record is from RefSeq and is a predicted model, not a curated record. Gene Ontology annotation, biological process: regulation of ARF protein signal transduction. The coding region runs from base 118 to 1338 and encodes 406 amino acids. The transcript is spliced from 13 exons. NCBI's taxonomy places the organism in Eukaryota, Metazoa, Chordata, Aves, Charadriiformes, Laridae.
AAUGCUGCUACGAUCUUGGUCACUGGCUCCAAGUUGUUUCAGUUCUGUGAAGCAUCUGAACAAGCAGAAGGCAAGGAGGAGCAACACUUUUGUUGAAAAUAUAUUGCACUCUUCAGGAUGGACUUUUGUCCUGCUGGGUCAACUGACCUGAGUGAGGCUGAAGAGGCUGAAAUAGAGACAAUCAGGCAGCACAGACAGGAGCUUUUGGAGGACAUUAAGAAGCUGAAGGAAGAGAUUGCUCAAGUGUUUGCAGAGAUUGAGUGCUUCCAAAAUGCAGAGGAAAGGCAAGAGGCAGACAGUAAUCCUGGGGAGCAGACCAGCAAACUAUCACAGAGGGAUAAACUUCUGUCCCUGGGCCGUAAGAAAUUCAACAUGGACCCUGCAAAGGGGAUCCAGUACCUGAUUGAGCACCAGGUACUGUCCUCAGACCUGCAGGAGAUCGCCAAAUUCCUCCACAAGGGUGAAGGCCUGAACAAGACAGCCAUUGGGGAUUACCUGGGUGGGAGGGACCCCACAAACAUUCAGAUCCUCCAAGCCUUUGUGGCAUGUCAUCAGUUUGCCAACCUCAACCUGGUGCAGGCACUCAGACAGUUCCUAUGGAGCUUCCGGCUGCCCGGGGAAGCACAGAAGAUUGACCGGAUGAUGGAGGCCUUUGCCAACUGGUACUGCAAGUGUAACCCAGGAGUAUUCCAGUCCACAGAUACCUGUUAUAUACUCUCCUUCUCUAUCAUCAUGCUUAACACCAGCCUGCACAACCCCAAUGUGAAAGACAAACCUCACUUUGAAAGGUUUGUAUCCAUCAACAGAGGCAUUGACAAUGGAGGGGACCUGCCAGAAGAGCUCUUAAAGAACCUGUUUGAGAGCAUCAAGAACGAGCCAUUCUCCAUACCAGAGGAUGAUGGGAACGAUCUCACACAUACUUUCUUCAACCCUAACCGUGAAGGCUGGCUCCUGAAACUAGGCGGACGUGUGAAAACCUGGAAACGCCGGUGGUUCAUUCUGACCGAUAACUGCCUCUACUACUUUGAAUAUACCACGGACAAAGAGCCUCUGGGCAUUAUACCCCUGGAGAACCUAUCAGUCCGGAAAGUGGACGAUCCCAAAAAGCCAAACUGCUUUGAGCUCUUCAAUCCCAACUGCAAAGGGCAGAAGAUCAAAGCCUGCAAAACAGAUGGGGAUGGGAAGGUGGUUGAAGGCAAGCAUCAGUCCUACAAGAUCUCAGCAGCCACACCAGCAGAACGUGAUGAGUGGAUUGAGGCAAUACGGACCAGCAUCACACAGGAUCCUUUCUAUGAUCUGGUCUCUGCCCGUAAGAAAAAGAUUGCCAGCAAAAACUGAGCCCUGAACUGGUCACUGGCAGCAGGAAGAUGUAGUUGUUGGACAACUUCCCUCCCAUGCUGGGCUCUUCCAGUGAAGAAAUUUGGGAGCAUUGGUUCCCUCUGUCUCCCACUUGGCAGGAAGAUGACUGACAGGACAACUUGCCAGAUUUGCUUCUUCCCUUUCCAAACUGAAGGCAGAGGUGCAGGGUGCGAUCCACUGAGGACUGUCAGAACUGUUGGCACAGUGUUUCCCGUGUCCAAAUGUAAAGGGUGAACAGCAACUGGCCUUUGGGUUCUCCCAUAGAGCCCCAGGCAUGUAGGACAGGAUCCGAGGGGAGACGAGAAUAUCUCCAGCCCUUCUUGCCAUCAGACCAGGCCUGGGUAUUUUUCUGUGAGGAAUGAUAUAGAUGCUCUUGGAGCAACCAAGCGUGGUCCAGUCAGUUGCAGAGCAGAAAAGCCCCAGUGGUUUGCCUUCCACAAACAGAUGUAUAGUGACUGUGGAGAAGAGGCCAUUGAUACUUAAGACCUCACUGUGAAACUAGAGGCCAAGGGAAGAUAAGAAGCCCUCUGCUCGGAAGAGAACCCUCUCUACGUCUUCCUGUAGCUGUGAGGGCUGUAAUCCUGGGAAGUCCCUGCUCUGUAACUGAGUCAUGGGUUUUGUUGGAUGGGGAGAUAAAGGGUAACUGAGUGUAGAGAGGUUGUGGGACAAGGGAAGCAGCUCUGGGUCUUUGGUCUUUCUGUUUUGAGACUCAGGGACCACCAUAGGUCUCCCUGGGGAAGAAACCUGAACACUAGCUCUUCUGGCUGAUGGCUCCCCAGCAAAGGUUGCUUCCUUGUACCACCCCAGAGGCCUGGGCUUUGUAUCUGAAAGGUCUGCAGCCAGAAGGCAUGAAAAAUUGGAGGUGCAUACACACCACACACACAAGCACACACACACACAGGGGCAUUCCCAUCUUCACACAGUGGUUCCAUCUGGACUCUGGGUUUUUUUUAUCUCUUGUGUAGAGAGAGAAAUAAAAGUGCUUGAAAACAAGCCCAAAACCCAGGGUAAGACGAUCAUUUUAGUGAUAAGGACAGAGGAUGUGAGAUAAGAGUGUCGUGUUCCUGCGCCUAGCAAAGCAGCCUGAGCACCACCGCAGCUCUGCACUGCACCCAAAAUGCAGGCAGGGCACAAGCAGGCAGCUGCUGGGCGGCGCGGGUGGGAGGAGCAGUUAAUGGGACCAGAGGAAAGGUGCAGGGAGCUGUAACACUGCAAGCUGGGAACAGCACGGAGUCAAAUCCCAGCGACUUGCUAGAGGCAAUUACAUCUGUGGGGUUAAAGGAUGUGAUAAGCUAUUGCUAGUUCUUCUGUUACCUUUCGGGUCUCUUCUAGUAAACACUGGUGCUGUCUCAGUCUCUUGCCUUUUUUUUCUUCCUGCAGAGGGCUCUAUCUACCAGGCAAUCUGCAGCAGAACCAGCAGAGCCCGAUUAUUCAUUCUAGUUAUUUUUGCCCCAGCCACAGGAAUGUUGAAUUAAUUUCAAGAGGCAGGGAGUGUAUCUCAGAGUUGAAGCACGCGCUCACCCCGGAGAAGGAACGUGAAGGUUUUCUUCUGCUCGCGCCUGCAAAUGUCUCCUGCCCUGAAUCUCUUUGUCACUGAUGUGAUACGGAGUGAGCUCGCUGCCCACUGCUCUAGAGCACAUGUGCUCACACUUUGGGUUCAAUCUUGCUUUGGGUUCAAUGCAGGGAGGCAGGGUCAUGUCCAGAGGUGGGAGGAGAAGUCAGAAUCUGGCCCUUUAUCCUGGCAACAUCUCCAAGAUAUGCAAAAGAAAUAUAAAUAUGCACUUGGUUGGUAAAAGAUGCCUCAGAGCCUAGGAUUUGGGUGAGAAAUGUCUGUUCUAGUGCCUCGCAGGCUCAUGCUCUGUGUGACAAAAGCCAUCAAAAUGUAGCCUGGAGUCUCUCUUCUACCCACAAUCUGGUCUUGGGUGAGGGAAUCCAGGCUAAGCCUUUCCCAGAGUUCACCUGGAUCAUUCCUAUCACAGCAGGGUCUACCCAAGCUCUUCCCAGUCCCUCUUCAUCCCAAAUCCUUGCAAUUCUCUUCAGGCUGGCUACGUCCUUUCCCCUCCCAUCUUCCCCCAGAUACCCAGGCAAUGCAGAGCAGAAUUAUUCCUAGUGGGGACAGGAUUAGGACAACUUGUGAGAGGCAAAACAAUGCACGGAGACAGGCAA